This is a messenger RNA of Linum trigynum, 1213 nucleotides long. Lineage: Eukaryota; Viridiplantae; Streptophyta; Magnoliopsida; Malpighiales; Linaceae. The record is from the annotation of a GenBank genome assembly.
AACUUUGAGCAAGCUAGCUUUCGGUUGGUUUCAUACUACAUCACCCUAGAUUCUACAAAAAAACAUGCCCCGUUAUAUAGAAAGAGAACCCAAUUCCUCAAAUUCUCAAUUGGCUUCCCUCCAAAACCAGUACACCGCGAUCAUGGCUUCUCCACGCCGCCCCGAAAGCCUUGACGACGCCCAUCUAUCCGUCUACUGCUGGCUGUUGCAAGUCUUCUUCCUUCUCUCAACCAUCUCCAUUCUCAUAUGGAAAUGCUUGACCCCACAAUCCCCUGUCUUUAUCGUCACCAAUAUUGCCUCUCUUAAUCACCAAAAUUUUGGUGACGAUAAUGUUACUUCCGUCGCCUUAGAUAUCGAUAUCUCCAACCCGAAUCAAGGCUAUGGCAUCUACUUCAGCGACGUCUUCGUUACCCUCGAAGACAGCUCGAUCCUCGCCAAUGGUUCUCAUUCGGGGUUUUACUUGAGCUAUGGUGACAUUACUGCGCUGAAAGUGUCGGUAAAUGGCACGAUAAAGAAGGUUGGGAGCUGUUUGGAUGAUGUGACGAGAUUGAGAUUGAGAACGGGGGUGCAAUUCGAGGAUAAGGUGAUUUCGAGCAGAACGAAGCGUAGCGAGAUGGACUACGGAGCUUAUUUGAGAGUAGGAGUGGAUGGAAGGAUCGCAUUUGGAGGAAAACAAGUUCUGAUGUCGCUAAGCAAUCAACAGAAGGUGACAAGUAGUGAAGAAGUACACCCUUGUCUCAACUCAAGUAGGAAGCUUUUGAGUCAUUGGAAUAUGUUUGGAAGCAAUCGUUAAGUAAUUAUGAUCUCAAUUACGAGGAUACACGAGUUUUUCAUUAUAAUUGUAUGCUUUUGAAGUUAGCUAGUUCAGGAGAUGGAUCCAUCUAAAUCAAUGUAGUAUAUUACUAUGUCUAUAAUGAAGUUUAGUGCAUCUGAUCCAAUAUUGUGGUAAUGCGAGCGUGUAAGAUAAUCCAGCCAUGGCGGAUGACGGACGUCGGAGAUGAACCUAUGCAGCGGGUACGCCACUACUAUUAAAAAAAAAAAUGAAUAGUAUCCCACCAUUAUUCUUGGGACCAUGAGAUACUCUGUUAAAACUUAAAACAGAGGAGAACAGAGGAGCCUCUGUUUCCAGAGGGAAAUUAAGCCCAACGAUGGUGGAAACGAAGUAAUUUGUUUCAGCGAGUGGUUAAAUUAAUAAUCAAGAAUUCAUCAACGG